AGCGUGCCCAAAAUGGCGGCGCGGUCGUCGUCGGGGGCGGCGGCGGCAGAGGGGGCGGUGGGGGUGGCAACGGCGGCUGUGACUGCGGCGCAGGGCCUGGGCCGGGGGCAAUGAGGCUGACCCGCCGCAGAGCCGUGUAGCGGACACACAGACCCUCCUCCCCGCCGCGGCCGAGCCGGGGGCGCGCGCGCGCGCGGCCGUCGCAGCAGCCUGCCCUCUCCCAACUCCGAGGCCCCGCACGGCACCCCACCAGGGCCCGGAGGAUGAUGAAGCUCAAGUCGAACCAGACCCGCACCUACGACGGCGACGGCUACAAGAAGCGGGCUGCGUGCCUGUGCUUCCGCAGCGAGAGCGAGGAGGAGGUGCUGCUUGUGAGCAGUAGCCGCCAUCCAGACAGAUGGAUUGUCCCUGGAGGAGGCAUGGAACCUGAGGAGGAGCCGAGUGUGGCUGCGGUCCGUGAAGUCUGUGAGGAGGCUGGAGUAAAAGGGACCUUAGGAAGGUUGGUUGGAAUUUUUGAGAACCAGGAGAGGAAGCACAGGACUUACGUGUAUGUGCUUAUUGUCACAGAAGUGCUGGAAGACUGGGAAGACUCCGUGAACAUUGGAAGGAAGAGAGAGUGGUUUAAAAUAGAAGAUGCCAUCAAAGUGCUACAAUGUCACAAGCCUGUGCAGGCAUCCUACUUUGAGGCGCUGAGGCAAGGCUACUCUGCCAACAACGGCACCCCUGUCGUGGCCACCUCAUACUCCACUUCCGUGUCAGGCAUCAGAUGACUGCAGACUUGCUGUAAGAGCCAGAGAGUGGAAACCAGACUGAAGUGUGGCUCUCCUCACCACUCCCUCACCCUCCUCACAGCCUCCUCUUUGACCCAGGCAUGGUGGGCAACAGAGAGGGGUACACUGAGGCGCUGCUGGGUUGUGGAGUGAUGUGGGUGGUGUGUGGGGUGAUGGGAACUUCUUUCUCUUUUUCCUGAGGGUGGGACUGGGAUGUAACUCACGAGUACUUUCCUGCAUGCUCCAUUCCUCCCUCCCUCACCCUGCCCCCUGAGAGAGGAACCCUGUUCUCCCUCCCAUUUUGGGUUCUGAAGCGUUCCCAUUUGCCUCAUCCCAGCCUAGCCAGGUAUUUUCUCUAAAUUUUUUUUUUUUUUUCAUUAAAAGACACCCAUGUGAGAUGAAACCUUGUAGGAAUCUGUCCUGUGAUAUGCUGUUGAGGCCCAAGGGGUAGCCAUGUCCCUCAGGAUGCAUUUGUCUACACAAACAGGAUAUGUGUAAAUGAGAGAUUUAGAAAGAACAUCUUGACUGUUUAGUUUUUGCAGAGUUUUGCUUUUCUUUUUCUUUUAUUUUUUAUCCUGGGUAUUUCUAGUUUAAGACCCCUCACACUUUACAUGUUUGUUUCAAUGCUGGUGACUGGGCAGGCUUCCCUGUCCUCUAUUCCCCAGCCACGGUGAGCUUAGCCAUCUUCCUUUGCUCCUGGGACCCUAGCCUUCUUGAAGGCUGUUUCCAUACCAAGGAACCUGUUUUCUUUUCUGUUACCAAGCCUGGAGCAAAUGGCCUCAGCCAGAGCCAAAGAAAGUGCUAGAAAUUGAAUUCUGCUGACUGAUGUGUGUUCACAGUAGGCUUUAAACUGGAUACCUUCCCUGUCUUAGAAACUGGACCAUCACGCACCAUGUCUGUCCUGCUGCCUGGGAAUUUUUUCCUUAACGCUGUUCAUUGCUGACAUGGCCCUUACCCUUGUAUGCCUUACACCACUCUGACCUGGAUAUGACCCAAUGCUCUGAAGCCAUCCUGCACAGACCUGUCCCUGUGCUGAGGCCCCACUGAGACCCUGAGAAGGACACAGGGAAAGUGUACCUGUGUCUCUGAGGUCGGAGCAUGUGCCAAUGGUUGCACACUAGCUUGCUGUCUGCCCCUGUAAAAGGUCAUCUGUAGGAGGGGCUCACUUUGUGACCCUCUGGCUUGCUAAAGGCUCCUGUUGGUGUUUUGUGCUGAACUUUUCUACCAGUUGUGGUGUUUAGUUGAGAAAUAAAAGGUCUUGGACAAGACCUUGAACAAGGAGGGUGGGAAGGAGCUGAUGCCUGGUUUAGUGUGGGCUCGGGACUCUGGCAUUGCCUGUUUGAAACGUAGCCAAGAUGUGAAAUUAAAACAGUACUUCUCUUUAUUUAAAAACUAAUAAAUACUCAAACUUUGAAAA
Molecule: messenger RNA, 2187 nt
Organism: Phodopus roborovskii (desert hamster)
Lineage: Eukaryota; Metazoa; Chordata; Mammalia; Rodentia; Cricetidae
Gene: Nudt3
Product: nudix hydrolase 3
Exons: 5
Coding region: 264-770 (168 amino acids)
Biological process (GO): diadenosine hexaphosphate catabolic process; diphosphoinositol polyphosphate metabolic process; diadenosine pentaphosphate catabolic process
Cellular component (GO): cytoplasm; nucleus
Molecular function (GO): endopolyphosphatase activity; bis(5'-adenosyl)-hexaphosphatase activity; diphosphoinositol-polyphosphate diphosphatase activity
Source: RefSeq, a predicted model, not a curated record